GGUCGACAUUCUCCGGCUUCCACACAGGUUUGUUCCUGCGUUUGCAUGCAGGGCGGACGGAGGCUCACAUGCCUCUGGGAUCCGAGCACCUUCUCUGACGCCCACAGGAGACCUUCCGGCCCCAGGGUGAAGAAGACGCGUGGCGAUGGAGGGCAGGUGGACGGGCAUCUCGACCGUGCUGGUCAUCUUGGCUGGGCUGGCAGCUUCUGGAUCCAGCUAUCAAAUCCUAGAAGGUCCCAAGAAUGCAACAGUGCUGGAGGGCUCAGAGGCUCGCUUUAACUGCUCCGUCUCGCAGGGCUGGAAGCUCAUCAUGUGGGCUCUGAAUGGCACAGUUGUUCUGAGCAUCACGCCCUCGGAGCCCAUCAUCACCAACGACCGCUUUACCUCUGCGAGCUACGAAGAGGGCGGCAACUUCAUCUCUGAGAUGAUAAUCCAUGACGUGCAGCUCCGUGAUGCAGGGCACAUCAAGUGCAGCCUCCAGAACAGUGACCGUGAUGCAUCUGCUUUCCUUUCGGUGCAAGUUAUGGGGGAGUUGCUCAUUCCCGGAGAUGACCUUGUAGCCAUCGAGGAUAAACCUUGCAAUGUGACUUGCCACGCACGGGGCUGGAUCCCACUCCCAGGUAUUUCCUGGGAGAUCGGUGUUUCCGUGAGCCACUCAAGCUAUUAUUCCGUUCUGGAGCCCGACGACCUCCAAAGUGCAGUGAGCGUCCUAACUCUCACACCACAGGGCAACGGGACUUUGACCUGUGUGGCCACCAUGAAGGGGCUGAAUGCCCAUAAGUCUGUAACUGUGAAUCUUACUGUGAUUCCGCCUCCUUUGGGCAGCAUUGAUAAAGCAGGUACAUCAUUGCCUACCUGGGCCAUAAUUCUGCUUGCAGUAUCAUUUUCAUUGCUUUUGAUCCUGAUAAUUGUUCUGAUUGUAAUAAUCUGCUGUUGUUGUGUCUCCAGGAGAGAGAAAAAAGAAUCUAGUUAUGAAAGAGAAAUAAGGAAAUCUGCAAGUGUGAAGACAAACAAAGAAACUUUUGAGAAAAACUUAGAAAGUGGAAGGGAAAACUUGGGCUACCGUUCAGAUGAGCCAAGGACGGCAAAUCUUGCUUCUUUUGCUCCAGUGUCCUCUGAAUCCAGCGUUCGGGAACAACACAGCAACAGACAACCUUAUCAGGGACCUGACCGCCGGUGGUGGGGCCCAGCAGGUCGCCCGCAGGUUUCUUUUUCCGUGGCCAGUCCUAGAACGGUGAGGAACGUAACUUUGGUCUAGCAAAGACGUCCCUUGAGCUCCAUUCUGCACGUGGCUGACGAUCUACAUCACACCCACGUCGUCCUUCUCUGUCCCAAGGCUGGGAUUCCUCUUCACCAGUGUUACCGGGAAGCAGUGAUGCUGGAGUAAUCGGAAUGGAUACUUUAUCGUGACAGAAGGGGUCUGUUUCUCCACCUUCCAGCAUAGAAUUUGGUUUUCAAAACAUUUCACAAUUUUAGUGAAUUCCACCAAGUUACUGACUGAAAGCUUUGAAUUCAUCGUGGUGAUUUACUCGUCACCGACACUCCUCUUGCUAAUCCAAUAAAUGGCAGAUAAGCCUAUAUCCUACCAUGACUUUUAAAACAUUUUUGUUAUUGUAAUCAUACGAAGACAAUAUUUAUGUAUGUUUAACAUGUGAGGCAUUAUUGUAUAUUAUCCUUGAAAAAAAGAGCAUACACAUUAGGAUCAAUCAGAAUUCUAAAAUUGCCUGGGAAAUCAGAACUCACAGAUUAAGUAUAAGAUUGAAUUCAAGGAUGAUGUAUACAUUGUGAAAUAUCCAUUAUCGGAUAUUUCCAUGAAGACAUUUACUUUUAUUUGCUCCUUAUCAGGCCCACUCUCAUGUACUCCGAUGAGUUAGAUGUGGAUUUUGCUGUGAGGGGAUGUACCUUAUAUACCACAAAUGCCAUGAAAACACUGGAAAUGGGUAAUAUGUUCUUUAAUAAAUAAAAGGGAAAACCCAAAAACACAUGUACUGCCUUCCUUAAUUGCUUACUAUUCAGGUGGUACUUUAAGGAACCAUGAUGUUUAGGAAUCAAACAUUUCUAAGAAGCAACGUGAGAUGUCUGUAAAACAAAACAAAACAAAUCACAUUUUCAUGUUAGUCUUUGACUACUUUACAUUUGCCUCAUAAAAGUUAAUACGAGGGGCUCCCAGGUGGCCUAGUUGGUUAAGUGUCUGACUUGAUCUCAACUCAGGUCUUGAUUUCAGGGUCGUGAGUUCAAGCCCUAUGUUGGGCUCUGCACUGGGUGUGAAGUCCACUUAAAACAAAGAGGUUAAUAUGAAUGUUGUUAUUAAGAAUAAAA
Messenger RNA from Hyaena hyaena (striped hyena), 2319 nucleotides. It is a transcript of the gene IGSF5, whose product is annotated as immunoglobulin superfamily member 5. The transcript is spliced from 9 exons. The record is from RefSeq and is a predicted model, not a curated record. Bases 146 to 1258 code for a protein of 370 amino acids. Gene Ontology annotation, biological process: cell-cell adhesion. Lineage: Eukaryota; Metazoa; Chordata; Mammalia; Carnivora; Hyaenidae.